AUGUUGCACGCCGUAUCGUACUUGUUACUGGAUUUGGCGGCUUUGAAUGGUCUGAUGCAUGUCGUGGAGUUCCUGCAUGUUGUGAUGGGCCACUACCGGCCGCUGGCAAUGGCCAUCCCGAGGUCGUCCAAUGGCAACAAACCCAUCGGACCAAAUGUUGCUCGGGCCAUGGACGGCAACACCCUGAUUGCGUAG
Aphanomyces astaci is the source of this 195-nucleotide messenger RNA. RefSeq lists its product as hypothetical. Lineage: Eukaryota; Oomycota; Saprolegniomycetes; Saprolegniales; Verrucalvaceae. The record is from RefSeq and is a predicted model, not a curated record. Bases 1 to 195 code for a protein of 64 amino acids. The transcript has 2 exons.